GCCAGCUACCGUUAAAACUCAAAGAGAAGAAGAAGGUACGGGCGGGCCACCGUAAUGUUUGUAGGAAACUGCCCAGAUUAGCUUGCUGCGCCUGGUGCCGACUGUGUUUUUUAGUUUCCAGCUAAGAGCUGCCGCCUGGUAGAUAUUGUGGCACAUAAACCGUGUUUUGUUUUAUUUACUGGAGUUGAAAUUAACACUCAAAAAGAAAGCCAUCCAUUGGUGAGGAGAGAUAGCGUUACCCCUCGGUAACGGUAAACCAGUUAAGCUCAGCUAAUUAGCUAGCACUAGUUUGCUUGCUCGCAGGAUGUCUUACAGAAAAACUUUAAAACUUGUUUGUGGGCUCGCUGGAAGCUCUGCUGUCCUCGUGUUCGCCGCUGCCGCUGCUGACUCCCGCGGGUACUUCGGUGAGCUGCGCGUAGAGGCGGCCAGUCGGUGGUCGAAGUUCACUGUCCUUCAAGCUGCGCAGCCGGCGUGGACACCUGCCAACCACACACCAGCCCCCACUGGACAUGCCUGGGACUUUAACUGGGAUAAGAGAGACCCAUCAGUACUGACCAAUGGGAAGAAGAAAGAAAGUUCAACUGAAGACCCCAGCUCCGAGCAGGACAAUGGCAAACCAAAAGCUACACGCAACAUUCUCCUCAUCAGACACUCUCAGUACAACCUGAGCGGGAUCAGCGACAAGGAGAGGAUCCUCACUCCAUUAGGUCGUGAGCAGGCAGAGUUCACGGGCACGAGGUUGGCAGAGUUGGGACUCAAGUAUGAUGUUCUGAUCCACUCCAGCAUGGCCAGGGCCACAGAGACGGCAAAUAUUAUCAGCAAACACCUCUCAGGUGUAGGAGUGGAGCUGGUGAGCUGUGAUUUGCUGAGAGAGGGAGCCCCUAUCGAGCCGGUUCCACCUGUCACUCACUGGAAGCCCGAUGCUGUGCAGUACCACGAAGAUGGAGCUCGCAUCGAGGCAGCCUUCCGCCGCUACAUCCACCGGGCCGACGCCAAGCAGAAGGAGGACAGCUACGAGGUCAUCGUGUGUCACGCCAAUGUCAUCCGUUAUUUUGUCUGCAGGGCUCUGCAGUUUCCUCCAGAGGGCUGGUUACGUAUGGGCUUGAACAACGGCAGCAUCACGUGGCUCACCAUCCGACCGAGCGGCAGGGUGGCUCUCAGAACUAUGGGAGACGCAGGAUUCAUGCCGCCGGACAAACUAACGCGGACCUGACGGCCCCAACGCACGGCAGGUUUCUGGGACUCUGAUGCCCAGUCAGUUGGUUGCAGGGUCAAAGCUCAGUUCUCUCCUUAAGUGUCUUGAAAAUUACUUUUGAUGUUAUUAUUUUUUAAGUAAACUACCAUCAUGUGAUGAGACUCUGUGGUUGUGAUUACUUCCGUGCCAUAGGACGCCAGCAGAAGUGAUCAACGGCUGCUCCUGAAUGUAACUGAGGAUUUUUACACAUUUUUAAACCAAAAAAAGUUGUAUUUGUAUAGUUGUUAUAAAUGCAAAUCUUGCUCUUAGCUUCACAGCUGUUACUGUACGCUGAAGUGUGGAUUUGUGUGUUGUAUGGUGCAGCUGUAGAAAAUAAAAUAAUCAAAUGUG
Cottoperca gobio is the source of this 1585-nucleotide messenger RNA. RefSeq names its product PGAM family member 5, serine/threonine protein phosphatase, mitochondrial (gene pgam5). The transcript is spliced from 6 exons. Gene Ontology annotation, biological process: positive regulation of mitochondrial fission; peptidyl-threonine dephosphorylation. Gene Ontology annotation, molecular function: protein serine/threonine phosphatase activity. The record is from RefSeq and is a predicted model, not a curated record. The coding region runs from base 305 to 1213 and encodes 302 amino acids. Gene Ontology annotation, cellular component: mitochondrion. NCBI's taxonomy places the organism in Eukaryota, Metazoa, Chordata, Actinopteri, Perciformes, Bovichtidae.